GACGUGUCUUGCAGCGGCGGUGACUUUUCCAAACUCCCUCACGCGCUAAAAUUGUUCGGUUGUUGGUGCCGCUGGACCGCUUCUACUUUGCAAAAUUUCUCCGUCCGCCCAAUCAGUUUCGUGCGUGAUUUCAUUAAGCAUAUUCUCGUUUUUGCAAUAAAUUCUCGCGGCAUACAUGCAGUGCAAUAGCAUUCGCAAGGAUGUCGGCAACUACUAUUAAAUUUAAUCAGACGUUAACAUCAUGUGAUCCGCAUUAUGAGCCGGUUCUUAUCAUCGGACAGCUUCGUCAUCUAACUCUCCUAAAAUACGAAGAUCUUCUGCCAAAAUUUGGUCAUCGUGUCAGUGAAGAGAAUUUCAAAAAUGGCGUAAACUGCCUGCAUCCUUCUCCCACAGACACUUGUUCAUUAUAUUUGGAUUUAGUCUCGAUUGCAGCUCUUCCUCUGACCACUUCAAGGCAUAACACCACAGCCCGAUCACAUGCGAUAACGCGCCUUGUCAGAAGCAAAUCACUAAACAUUAGCGAGUCCAUUGUACUUGUUUGCGAGAAAAAGGAUGUGUUUGCAAGUGCAUGUGCUGUUAUACGUGCCUUCCCUCUGUACUCGCGGAAAAGUCUUUCAGACAACACUGUGACCACCGUCAGCAUAGAGUUUAUCAUCAUCGACGACUGUAAUGUUCUCACAUCUGGGCAGAUAACGUCGGAUGAUAUUGCUUGCUUGGAGGAAGCAGCAAGAUCAAUUCGGAUGGCUGCCAGAAUUGUCGAUACACCAUGCAAUGAAAUGAACGUAAAUGACUUCAUAAAUGAGGUGAAAAAAGUAUGUAGCGAAUUGUCUCUGACGCCGACAAUAAUUCAAGGAGAGGAGCUGAAGGCCCGAGGGUUUGGUGGUAUCUAUGGAGUGGGGAAGGCGGCUAGUGUACCGCCAGCUUUAGUUUGCAUUUCGCAUGAACCCCAAGGUGCCAAUGAAACCAUCGCAGUUGUAGGAAAAGGUAUCGUGUAUGAUACAGGUGGCUUGAGCAUCAAGGGCAAGCUUGCCAUGCCUGGAAUGAAACGAGAUUGCGGCGGUGCUGCAGCUAUCCUUGGCUUCUUUUAUGCAGCAGUUAAACGAGGCUUCAAGGAUAAUUUACAUGUGGUAUUCUGCUUGGCAGAAAACUCUGUCGGGCCGAAUUCAACGCGCCCCGACGAUAUCCAUACCCUCUACUCGGGUCGCACAGUCGAAAUCAACAACACUGAUGCCGAAGGACGCUUAGUACUCGCUGAUGGAGUUGUUUACGCCCACAAGGAUCUUAAGGCCAAUAUCAUUUUGGAUAUGGCCACACUAACUGGAGCUCAGGGAAUCGCAACGGGGAAAUAUCAUGGUGCCAUAUUAACCAAUAGUGAAGAAUGGGAGUACAAAUCAUUGGACGCUGGUCGUAGAUCGGGUGAUUUGCUGUUUCCUCUGGUAUAUUGUCCAGAGCUGCAUUUCUCGGAGUUUAGUUCGACUGUUGCGGACAUGAAAAAUUCAGUAGCUGAUAGGAGUAAUGCGCAACCUUCUUGCGCUGGACUCUUUAUAGCGGCGCACUUGGGUUUCGACUUCACUGGAGUGUGGAUACAUGUCGACAUGGCGACCCCGGUUCAGAGUGGCGAGCGGGCAACCGGCUAUGGUGUGGCUCUUCUUCUGUCGCUUUUCGGGAAUCACACAAAUUGUCCAAUGCUGAGAUCUAUUGCUCCGGCUGAAUUCGAGCCGCCACAAAAGCGGACUCGUGUUUAAGACGGCCAUUGUUUGAGGAACUGUUGGAUAUUUGUUAUUCUCAGUAGUUUGAAUUAUGUAGAGAAUAUUAUCCUUCGAAAGGAAUGGCAAAUUAAUUGUGUUCGUGUAAUUGUGCUAUCAUUUGUACUUUUUCUUUGAUGUCGAAAUUUCAAUUGAUGUUUGGCUAUGUAGCAUUUCAUUCAUUCUUUCUUAUAUGAAAUCCCAUUCAACAUUUCUAAGUGGAAAGCAAUAAUAGUAAUUGUAAACUGAAAGUGAGUGGAGGAAUAAACUUAUUGUAAAGCGAA
Messenger RNA from Hermetia illucens (black soldier fly), 2029 nucleotides. RefSeq names its product probable aminopeptidase NPEPL1 (gene grsm). The record is from RefSeq and is a predicted model, not a curated record. Gene Ontology annotation, molecular function: metalloaminopeptidase activity; manganese ion binding. NCBI's taxonomy places the organism in Eukaryota, Metazoa, Arthropoda, Insecta, Diptera, Stratiomyidae. Gene Ontology annotation, biological process: proteolysis. Bases 201 to 1745 code for a protein of 514 amino acids. The transcript is spliced from 6 exons. Gene Ontology annotation, cellular component: cytoplasm.